AUGCCUUCGCCAUCUUCUUCGAGGACGAUGAGGGCCGUACAGUACGACAAAUAUGACGGAGGAGCCGAGGGCCUCAAGCACGUGGAGGUGCCGGUCCCGUCGCCGAAGAAAGGCGAGCUGCUGGUUCGGGUGGAGGCCGCCAGCAUCAACCCGCUGGACUGGAGGUUCCAGAAGGGCGUCGGGCGGCCCUUCUUGCCCAGCAAGUUCCCCUUCACCCCGGUCUGCGAGCUCGCCGGUGAGGUCGUCGAGCUGGACGCCGGGGCCACUGGCUUCAGGCCGGGCGACAAGAUCAUCGCCGUCAACUUCCCGGGUAGCGGCGGCCUAGCCGAGUACGCCGUGGUGUCGGCGUCGAACGCGGCGCUGAGGCCGCCGGAAGUGUCGGCAGUUGAAGGCGCGUGCAUUCCCAUCGCGGCGGCCACCGCGCUCAUGGCGCUCAGGACGGCCGGGGUCAGCCUCGACGCCGGCGACGGCCCCGCCAAGAACGUGCUGGUCACCGCGGCCUCCGGCGGCGUCGGCACAUUCGCCGUGCAGCUGGCCAGCCUAGCGGGCCACCACCACGUCACGGCUACCUGUGGCGCGCGCAACCUGGACCUCGUCCGCGGCCUUGGCAGCUCCCAGCGACGUUGA
This is a messenger RNA of Lolium rigidum, 627 nucleotides long. Its product is annotated as quinone-oxidoreductase QR1, chloroplastic-like. NCBI's taxonomy places the organism in Eukaryota, Viridiplantae, Streptophyta, Magnoliopsida, Poales, Poaceae. The transcript is spliced from 2 exons. The record is from RefSeq and is a predicted model, not a curated record. The coding region runs from base 1 to 627 and encodes 208 amino acids. Gene Ontology annotation, molecular function: oxidoreductase activity.